UAUAUUGUGGUAACUGUUCGGUAUCCUAUAGUUUCUCAAGCGCUCGUCUGUCUGAAAUAGCCUACGAUAUAAGAAUAUAAGGAUAAGAACAUAUGAUGAUUUUGAAGUGUAUUCGGAACCAACAUGAUUCGCCAAGGAAGGGACGGGAUGUCAUGUCCACAUGGAAAACUAAAACUAGUUGUGAGACUGUUCAAAUAGAAUAUGAUCGUACGUCUGAACCGUUCAUAAAGCCCGAGUUGUCUACUACAAUAGUAAACAGAUUAAGGGAUACAUUAGGGUCGAAGGAGACAUUUCUACAGAAGCAAAACAACUUGGACAUUUUCAAGAUUAUAAAAGACCUAGCAACACAGUUAAACAGAGUCACAGCAAAGGUUUCUGGAAAGCCCCAAUCUUUUAAGGUGGUGGAUGACUUAGGUUUAGAUGAAUGUAAAGGUUUUAUUUUCAGAUGGUCUAAAGAGCUGAAAUGUUUGAAGUCAAAAUACAAGAACAACAUGGGCAAGAUUUCCACUGUUGAGAAAUUCAGGAGUCUGGAAGCUUUGAACAUCAAAACGCAUCAAGAUCAGAGCCUGAAAAAUGCUCUAAAAGAUUUUCAGUGGUUAAUUCAUAUUUUGCAGUCACUUCCAAAGUACUCAGUGUGUCAAGAAGGACACGCUGGAGUAGAACUGUUGAAUCUUUACAGACAAUGGAAAAAAGGGCAGCUGAUCAACAUGCUUCCAAUUAUGGACUUUACCAUGAAGACAUUACUUAAGGAAAAGAUUGACAAUCAUCAUUUGAACGGCAUCUCCAUACCACCAAUAUUACAGCUCUCUGCAUAAUUACAUGUAGGCAAAAUAAGAAAACAUUGAAAGUGUUAAAAGACGUAUGACUGAUGAUAUUUUGAUGUAAAUUAUAGUUUUUUUUAAUCUAUAAAGAAUACUUAAAUUAUAAUAAAAACCUUUAAAUCA
Molecule: messenger RNA, 944 nt
Organism: Carassius auratus (goldfish)
Lineage: Eukaryota; Metazoa; Chordata; Actinopteri; Cypriniformes; Cyprinidae
Exons: 8
Coding region: 93-815 (240 amino acids)
Source: RefSeq, a predicted model, not a curated record